Messenger RNA from Dioscorea cayenensis subsp. rotundata (Guinea yam), 1037 nucleotides. RefSeq names its product probable enoyl-CoA hydratase 1, peroxisomal. Bases 44 to 829 code for a protein of 261 amino acids. Lineage: Eukaryota; Viridiplantae; Streptophyta; Magnoliopsida; Dioscoreales; Dioscoreaceae. The record is from RefSeq and is a predicted model, not a curated record. The transcript is spliced from 3 exons. Gene Ontology annotation, cellular component: peroxisome.
CUUCUUUUUCAUCGUUCUCUUCUGAGAACUCCGAUCGCCGGCGAUGGAGCUCAUCGUGGUGGAGCGGGAGGACUCCGGCGUGGCGGUGGUGACCAUCAACCGCCCCAAAUCCCUCAACUCUCUCACGAGACAGAUGAUCGUGGAUCUCGCUCGCGUUUUCAAGGUGCUCGAUGGGGACGAUACGGUGGGAGCCAUCGUCAUCACUGGCCGUGGCCGAGCUUUCUGCUCCGGCGUGGAUCUCACGGCGGCGGAGGAGGUCUUCAAGGGCGACGUCAAGGACGAUGACUCGGAUACCGUCUUCCAGAUGGAGCACUGCCGGAAGCCCAUCAUCGGGGCUAUCAAUGGAUUCGCCGUCACCGCUGGCUUCGAGAUCGCGCUUGCUUGUGAUAUCCUCGUUGCUGGGAAAGACACCAAGUUCAUCGACACCCACGCGAGGUUCGGCAUAUUCCCCUCAUGGGGUCUAUCUCAAAAACUAUCACGCGUUAUAGGAGUAAGCAGGGCUCGAGAAGUGUCACUUACCGCUAUGCCUAUAACCGCAGAGAUGGCGGAGAAAUGGGGACUCGUCAACCAUGUCGUUGACAACAGUGAAGUGUUAAAGAAAGCAAAAGAGGUUGCACAAGCUAUACUAAGAAACAACAGAGACAUGGUGCUGAGAUAUAAAUCGGUUAUAAACGACGGCUUUAAACUGGACCUACGUCAUGCUCUUGCCCUUGAAAAGGAGAGAGGUCACAGCUACUACGAUGGAAUGAGCAAAGAGCAAUUUGCAAAAAUGCAGGAAUUUAUUUCCGGUCGAAGUGGUUCGAAGAAGAAGACUUCUUCGAAACUAUAAUCUUUUGUUUUCUAUGUAUUUUCUUUUAAUAUGAUGAUGAUCUGAAACAAGAGAGAACUCUAUACACUGUAACAACUAAUUUGCACUUUCAUGAGACCUAGUCAUGAGCUUAUAAUUGUACUUUGCAUAGAAGUAUUCAUAAAGGUCUUCCUAUACAUCCUAUGGCAAAACUUGAGAAAUUUUAAUAAUUAUCUACUUUAGUUAUUAA